AUGCUCAUUUAUCCGUUGUUCGUCACAGACAAUCCUGACGAGGAGACUUUAAUUCCUUCCUUGCCAAACCAAUACCGUCGUGGAAUUAAUCGCCUGGUCCCCUUUCUUGCCCCCCUUGUUCGGAAGGGACUGCGCUCGGUAAUGCUGUUUGGUGUUCCGCUUCACCCGUCCGCCAAAGAUGCACUCGGAACAGCCGCAGAUGACCCCGAUGGUCCUGUGAUCCAAGCUAUCCGUCUUUUACGAUCCCGUUUUCCUCAACUUUAUAUCACGACCGAUGUAUGCCUCUGUGAGUAUACGUCGCACGGCCACUGUGGUAUCCUACGAGAAGACGGGACUCUCGACAAUGCGCAAUCCGUUGACCGGAUCUCCGAUGUAGCUAUCGCUUACGCGGCGGCUGGAGCUCACUGCGUGGCCCCGUCAGACAUGAACGAUGGUAGAAUCCGAGCUAUCAAGCUCAAGUUGAUUGAAGCUGGUGUGGCACAUCGCGUACUUUUGAUGUCUUACAGCGCCAAAUUCAGUGGCUGCUUAUAUGGACCGUUCCGUGAUGCAGCUGGCUCCUGCCCCUCAUUCGGGGAUCGUCGGUGCUACCAGCUUCCGCCAGGCGGCCGUGGUCUUGCCCGGCGUGCCAUACAGCGAGACAUGGCGGAAGGUGCAGAUAUUAUCAUGGUGAAGCCAGCUAGCAGCUACCUUGAUAUUAUCCGGGACGCCAAGGAUUUGGCACCAGAUCUUCCAGUGGCCGCCUACCAGGUCAGCGGCGAAUUUGCGAUGAUCCACGCCGCUGCCAAGGCCGGUGUGUUCAACCUGAAGGAUAUGGCCUUCGAAAGCACCGAAGGCAUAUUGAGAGCAGGCGCUGGCAUUGUGAUCAGUUAUUUCGUCCCAGAAUUCCUCGACUGGCUUUAA
This is a messenger RNA of Penicillium griseofulvum, 900 nucleotides long. Its product is annotated as porphobilinogen synthase HEM2. Bases 1 to 900 code for a protein of 299 amino acids. Lineage: Eukaryota; Fungi; Ascomycota; Eurotiomycetes; Eurotiales; Aspergillaceae. Gene Ontology annotation, cellular component: cytosol. The record is from RefSeq and is a predicted model, not a curated record. Gene Ontology annotation, biological process: heme biosynthetic process. The transcript has a single exon. Gene Ontology annotation, molecular function: zinc ion binding; porphobilinogen synthase activity.